AUGGACGAAUGGCGGCACAUACCGUCGAAACUUAAUGUGGCAGAUGAAGCUACCAAGUGGGGUUCCGGACCGAACUUUGAGCCAAGUUGUCGUUGGUUUCAAGGUCCUGCUUUCUUGAGCGAUCCUGAAACACAGUGGCCAAAGGAAUCGAAAAAUAUUCCCCUGGAAACCAGAGAAGAACUUCGCGAAGUUGUCCUACACCAUUCGAGCGUUGUAGUUGGCAUAAUAGAUGUAGAGCGUUUUUCCAACUGGAACCGUCUGCUGCGUGCAAUGGCAUAUGUUUUUAAGGUAGCAUCGUUGGCUAAAAAGGUGAACAGGGACAGCGGUACCGGUUUGAGCAGAGAUGAACUCAUGAAGGCAGAAGUUACACUAUGGCGUGAAGCACAAACGCAAGCUUAUCUCAACGAAGUGGAGUGUUUGCGCAAAAGAGCGGCACUAGGAAAAUCAAGUUCUCUGUAUCCGUUGAUACCAUUUCUGGAUGAAUCAAAUGUUAUCAGAGUCGGUGGUCGCAUAGGAGCGGCUCCACUCGUUCCGUAUUCAGCUAAGUACCCGAUAAUCCUUCCAAAGGCACACAGGAUCACCAUGCUCAUCAUCGAUAGUUAUCAUCGGAAGUUUCUCCACGCCAAUACGGAGACCGUAUGCAACGAAAUAAAACAACAGUUCUACAUACAAAGUCUGCGCACUCUCGUACGGAAAGUUAGUCGAAGCUGCCAAAUGUGCAAGAUCAGAAAAGCUGUUCCGACUCCACCGUUGAUGUCUCCACUUCCCGAGGUCCGGUUGACUCCAUUCACACGUCCAUUCACCUACGUGGGCGUGGAUUACUUUGGGCCAUUGGAAGUCACAGUUGGGAGAAGUGUUGUUAAGAGAUGGGUAUGCCUGUUCACGUGUCUCACGAUACGUGCAGUACAUCUGGAGGUUUGCCACAGUUUGUCCACGAAUUCUUGUGUUAUGGCCUUCAGGAGAUUCGUUGCAAGGCGUGGAGCGCCCCUGGAAGUCUACAGUGAUAACGGGACCAACUUUGUUGGCGCCAGUCGUCAGUUGUCAGAUGAACUUCUUAUUCGUAUUCGGAAAAUCAACGAAAACUGUGCUUCGACCUUCACAAACGCUCAUACUAAGUGGUACUUUAACGUACCUGCUGCUCCGCACAUGGGAGGACCAUGGGAGCGUAUGGUUAGGUCGGUUGAAGUAGCUAUGAAAGCCAUUACUGAGAGUUCCCGUCAUCCGAGCGACGAGGUGCUGGAAACCAUACUCACCAAUGGGAUCAAGCAGCCUGUUACUUCUCCGGUCGAUGGCACAGGUGCUCUGCGUGAUAGCUGGAAACUGGCCCAACAUAUGGUGGAUGGGUUCUGGCGGAGGUGGAUUCACGAGUAUCUGCCGAUGCUUACGCGACGCACGAAAUGGUUCGAGCGAGUGAAACCACUCGAACCAGGUGACGUAGUGAUUGUUGUGGACGAGAACACGAGGAAUCGCUGGGAGAGAGGAAGAAUUCUGGAGACCUUUCCAGACAAGGAUGGCCAAGUGAGACGGGCGAGGAUUCAGACUGCGAGAGGAGUAUUUUCCAGACCUGCUGUUAAGCUAGCUGUUCUGGACGUUGCUAGACCAAGAAGCAGAACAGAAGGAAUAUCGGAAACGGAAGUGGAUCACGGGUCGGAGGGUGUUACGGAUCCCACUGUGCACCGUGACGUAUAA
Molecule: messenger RNA, 1689 nt
Organism: Toxorhynchites rutilus septentrionalis
Lineage: Eukaryota; Metazoa; Arthropoda; Insecta; Diptera; Culicidae
Exons: 2
Coding region: 1-1689 (562 amino acids)
Molecular function (GO): nucleic acid binding
Source: RefSeq, a predicted model, not a curated record